CACUGGUUCAUGUUAUUUAUUUCGUACUUAGAAAAGCGAAAAGCUUUUCACGCUGACUGGAAAAAUUUCAAGAUGAGGCUUAAUCCAAUGCUUUCAGUACUCUGUCGACCGACAACCGCCGCAAGCUCCGCAUCUCUCAGUCUCCAUCUUGCUGAGCCUGGGCUUACUUCGAUGCGUAUGCUGCGCGCCGUGAUGGAGCUGCUACGCAGCCGCCGUCAUGAGGGCAGCGAUCGCGACUCGCGAGUGCCACGCUCAUCAACUACAGAACACAAGACAAAUCCAAACAUUCGCGCCGCGAGAUCCACCUUUAUGACUUCUGUCGGACCGGACGAGACUGUACGCAAUGCAGUAGCGUUUCUGGCGCAGGAAGACGGCGAGAGCGCGCUCAUCUACGCGCUCGUCCACGACCCAGAGUUCCGCUUGGCUUCAGCGCUGGCGACGACUCCGUCAGGUGCCGACGUGAACGUGAUCCGCGCGCUGUUGUUUGUAUUUGAAAACCACGAGGACCAGCUGCGUAAACUGCUGGGGCUGCUCAUGUUCCGCGAGAUGGUGCACACACAGAACUGGAACGAGCUCUUCCGAGCCAACUCGGCCACGACAGCUCUGCUGCGCGAAUACACAUGCGAACUGGGUGGCGACUUCCUGAGCCACGCGCUAGCAGACGUCGUCAACGAGCUCUGGGUCAGUUCGGACGGCCACGAGGUGAACCCACGCUAUCUACAGCCACACGACGAUCUCCAUGCCAAUCAACGACGACUAGAGGCGCUGGCUGAGCGCACACUCGACCGGAUCUUCAGUGCAGCGUCGCUGUUUCCCUACCAAGUUGCCAAAAUCUAUCGCGUGUUGGAGCUGGAGAUGAUGCGACUUGUUGAACGAGAUCGACGCAGCAACGUGUCACUACCCAGACUCAGCGCCAUGGGAGGCAGCAGCAACAGUCUCAUCUUCUCGGACGCAGGCAACAACAACAACAACAGCUUCAUGGAGCGUACCUCCUUUGAAAGCGUAGGACUGGGAGCACUGCCUCGACUCAGCUCUGUUGAAGAGAGUCUUCUUGACGAAGUCCUGGCACAGUCAAACAGCUCAAAUGGCACGUCUUCCACCGUCUCUGCAGCGAAGGAGGAGUUCUACAUGCAUCUGGGAGGUCUGGUCUUCCUGCGGUUCCUGUGUCCGGCGCUAGUGGUCCCCCACAAGAUGAAUUUGACGCCAGGGAGUGCUGCACCCAACAAGCAGAUGCAGCGUACACUUGUGCUACUGGCAAAGCUGAUGCAGUCUCUGGCCAACAACGUCGAGUACUCUGCGUCGACUGAAUCGUUCAUGGUGCCGUUCAACGCGUUCCUUGUUCGAAAUCGACCCAAGCUCACGCGAUUUUACGACCAACUGUGUCAACAAGCCCAGAAUGACUCGCGUCGAGAGAGUUUGGUGGCACGUAGCAAUACAGUCCCGCGGAUAUCGCAGCUUUGGGCAAGUCGGAGUAGCAGUAGUCUGGGGAUAGAUCCGGCGAUUGUGAACCUCACGGGAGCGCGCUUUAUGGAAUCGCCGGAGGCUUCGUGCGCUGUCUUACGCAACUGGAUGAGCUCGAAUCUUGACUACUUGGCGAUGGAGGUCGCAGAUAACAACAAGUUCCGUCGCCAACAAAAUAUUGUCGUCAGUAACGGAUGCAGUAGUAGCGGGAGCUCCACGCCGCCUACAUCGGCCACGUCAGCGCUGUCAAACUCACCGCUGAAGGCUCGACCAAAGAGGAAGCUGAAGACGUCCAAGAGCUCGACAUAUCCGGUAGAAAUCCAGGAAGAAGAUGAAGAAGAGAAGACGAAUGAUACCUCAUCUAAGUCGUCACAACGACAUGAUGUCGCGAUGCCUGUUUCACUGGAUGAACUGGACAAGAUCAUGGGCCACACAAGUCACCGUGACAGCCAGUUGAUGAAGGUGUACUACGCGAAGCUCUCGCAGAAUGGUCUGCAGCGGCUACUGCACGUGAACGACGUUGAUGGAGCAGAGUGGACUGUCUAUAAGAGUAGAGGAGAUGUUGAGGUGCUCCGCAAAACGCCAGGACAUUUUGUGUGUCCGUCAGGGGGCUUUGCCUCGGAGAAAGACCGACUGGUGGAGAUGAAGGGAUAUGUCACCAUCCAGUCAACACCCCAGCGCGUAUUUGAAUAUCUGCGAUCACUUGUGAAUGAACGCAGUGCAGCUUUAGGAAGCAGCACCGACGACGACAAGAUGACGAUCAGGAGAGUGGAGCCACUGGAUGACUCGAAGGCAGUGCUAUACCGUGAGCAUUCUAGACUGUCACUGUGGCCUGCGUGGCUGGUAAAGCCUCGUGAUUCCUGCGAUCUCCACAGCUUCGUUGAGAAGACAGGGCGACCGGAUACGUAUGCGGUGCUGCAGGAGUCGAUUCCACGUCCCGAUGUACCUGAGCGCAAGGGUAUUGUGCGGAUGGCUUAUGCUACUGGCGGCUUUCUGAUUGAGCCAUUUGUAGGAGACGAGGAAGGUCCAAAUCCGGGUACGAGACUUACUUGCAUCGUAAGAGCAGAUUUCAAGGGACUUAUGCCACGAUAUCUUGCCGAGAGUAUCGUCUAUCGGCAAGUGCUGGAGGUUGAGACCAUUCGUUCGCGUGUGAUAUCGAUGCGACGCCAAACGAGCUCUGAGUGGGUCUAG
Messenger RNA from Phytophthora infestans T30-4, 2652 nucleotides. RefSeq lists its product as uncharacterized. Lineage: Eukaryota; Oomycota; Peronosporomycetes; Peronosporales; Peronosporaceae. The coding region runs from base 172 to 2652 and encodes 826 amino acids. The transcript is spliced from 3 exons. Gene Ontology annotation, molecular function: lipid binding. The record is from RefSeq and is a predicted model, not a curated record. Gene Ontology annotation, biological process: regulation of GTPase activity.